This is a messenger RNA of Setaria italica (foxtail millet), 2733 nucleotides long. RefSeq names its product ankyrin repeat protein SKIP35. Bases 324 to 2072 code for a protein of 582 amino acids. The record is from RefSeq and is a predicted model, not a curated record. Lineage: Eukaryota; Viridiplantae; Streptophyta; Magnoliopsida; Poales; Poaceae. The transcript is spliced from 4 exons.
UCCCGCUGCCCCCAGAAGUUUCGUAGUAAUCAGUUCUUGCAUCCGUACUUAGACAGCUUGAACUUCUUGACCUCUUGGCUGAAAAUUCCCCAACUUAUUUCUUCGAAUUUUUCUGUGUGGAUUUCUUGCCUCAACUUGAUCUUAGUAGUUUGUAGAGUUCUCUUAUGCCUAAGAAUCAUCGGCGCGGUUUUGGUUGCGGAGGCGUGAUCUUUCUUGUUGAUUAGGGUUGCCUGUAUUUCUAUGGUCAGGGGGUCGCCGAAUUUAGGAGGGAAUAGUAUGGCGUGAGUCGGUGAUUGGAUUAGUCUGUAUCCUUCUUGCAUCAAAUGGUAGAGCAAGGCAAACCACGAGGCACUCCGGCGAAGGCGAAGAAAUCGCCUCUCGUGGAGGCUGACGAGAUUGGCCAGGCGAGCGAGGUGGUGCUUGCAAGAGAAUCACCACUGGCGCCCAAGAACGACCAAGGAUGUGGCGUCAGCCAUAGUGAUGGGGACGAUGAAACGCAGGAAUCAGAUGGGUGCGUGCAAAAUGGAUGGGUCGACUUUGGGCAUUCGCUGCAGCUGCUGCUGUUCUCGCGGCAGUGGGAUCUCGCUGAGAGUCUUGUUGCUCUAGCAGAUCAGCAGUCACUGCUGGAUUAUGGCCUGUCAGUUGCCCUUGACGCCAUAUGGUUCUUGCGGACGAAGCGGGACCUUGAGGGGAUCAAUGGUCUGAUAGCGAAGAUUGUGGCCUCGGGAGCAAAGGAUUUUGCAAGAGCAAUCCUCAGGACGUCACUGCUUGCAUCUUGUGUUGCAGCUUGCCAAAGCAAGGCUAUCUCUGUGGGUGAUAGCAAGGAGAUCGUCGCCGAUAGAUUGCAUGACCGUCUGCGGGAUUGUCCUGGUGCCGACCAUCUGAAAAUUGAGGCAGGUGUCAAAGUUCAGAAGUUUAUGGAAUGGGCUUUGCAGUGUAUUCAUAUGCAUCAUUGUUCUGAAGAGACACAAAGGUACAGAUGGAACAGCAACACUCUCCAAGAGGUACAGCUCCAUUUGUCAGCAUUUAGAGCCUUCUUGGACAUAGCUGGUGACAAUCUCAGUGGCAAGAUUUUCACCGAGGCAUUUGAUGCGGCCUGCUUCCCCCUUACACUCUUCUCAAGUUUAUUCGAACCUGGAUGGUCUUCUGGGAGUUCAGCAGUCUCGAUUAAGGGCCUUUUAUCAUUGCUGGUUGAAGGGGGUGCGGACAAUGUAAAUCAGUGUUUCCUGGAAGCAGCACGUUUUGGAAGUACUGAGCUUGUACGCAUUCUGCUGGAGAUUGGGUAUCAGAAUAGCUUGGCUGUGGACAUUGAUAUGGCUCUAGUUUAUGCUUCUCAUUACUGCAAGUUGGACACAAUGGCAUGCUUGGUUGACGAAGGGAACGCAUCCUCUUUCCUUGGUCCUAUGAUAAAAGCUGCUGAGCGUGGGUGCUUGCAGGUCGUCCACUGGUUUGUCAGUCGAGGUGUUUCUGAGAUUGAGACGUGCCUUGCCCUCACAACCGCUGCCUCCAGCGGCCAUUUCAUGGUGGCCUCCUACCUACUUGAACAGAUCCCCCAGCAGGUCCUCGAAGCUCUCAGCACACAGAUCCUGAAAGCUGCUCGUGGCCAGGGCAGCAGGUCACUUGACGGUGUCGCCUUCCUCCUGAGAUCCAACUUCCUAAAAGAUGCCGCCGCGACAUACGAGGCGGCAGACCUCAUCGCGAGGGGGGCCACCAAUGGCGAGCCCCCAGACCUGGUCGCCUUCCUGAAAGAGCACUGGUCCCAGGCUGCCUUCGCCGAAGGGGUGAGCGCCGGCGAGGCGCAUUUCGUGAAUGUCAUGAGGGUUCUCAGGAGAGGCGCAUCCCCCAUCUGCCUUGACAACCUCCCAUCACAGAUGGUACUCGGCAUCGCCUACCUGCCGCUGUACCAGGCGUGUGUGAGCGAGUCAGGUGGGCAGCUGCUGCCUCAGAGACUGAGGGGUGAGAUGGUGGAGGCGAUGAGCCGGCUCGGAGAGCCGAUUGGUGCUGAGAGCCAGGGGAAGGAUCUGGUAAUGGCUCUGGAACGCCACAUGCCGUCUUUCUUGGUUGGAUCUUGAGAGGUUUCCCAAGUGUAAAUAAGCUUUAUUAUAAGCAUUGCAUGGUCCCUAGGUGGUGUAAGAGUGUGCGGAGCAGUGUGUAGCUGCCAAACUCCCAGUCUUCCAGUGGACUGGAGGUAGCAAUAGUUUUGGUGCGUCACAGGCCUGAUGAUCGUGUACAGAAUUUUGUUGUCUUCUGUUUCAGAAAGAAGAGAAGCUGCCUCUUGAUUGCUGUUGUAAAACUCCGAUUCUGUUGUCGUUCUUGUUGCCAUCAUAACAUAAGCUCUCAGUGGACUCUUCAGUAAGGCUGCGAAAUUUGGUGGGUGGAACAGGUGAUCGUGCCAGGUGGUGGCUGUGAGGUGAUCCGCCGUGGGACACAUCAAAUGGCGGGGCAUUUCGUCUGACGUAUUAGCAAAUGUGGAGAGCCUGAAGUUUCUUGCAAAAGUUUACAGGGAAAUUUUCUACAACUCAACUUUGCAGCGCAGUUCUGUAAGAUGCAAUGCAACACGCAGAAGGGCAGCAACCGGCGAGGCAUUCCGUACACGGUUGAUGCCUUGAUGGCAAGUAUGAGAUGAUGUACAAAAGUAAGCCAGAGUUACUAUUUUGAGUAUUUUCUCCCAGAAAAAUGUGUUAUUAAAUUUACAAGGAGCUCUCAUAAUGCAAAAUCAAUAUUUUUUACACA